CUUUCUAAAGCUCAGAUGCAGAAAUCUCUGCAACUGCUGGGAAGACUGUUUAAAAAAAAAAAAAAAAAGGAACAUUGUGAAACGACAGAUUGCUGGGGCUCAUCCAAGCCUCCCUGCCAGGACAGCGGUGCUUGCGGCUGCUACUGCCACACGUGCCAGGUGUGGCUUCAGUGUUCAGCGGGCCCUGCGAAGGUGAUGACUGGUGCCCAGGGCAGAGAUGCCGUGGUAGCUGAAAUUGAGAAAAAGAUUGCAGAAGCUUUUGAGGUAUUUGAUCAUGAAGGCAAUGAAACUGUGGAUGUCAGAGAGAUUGGUUCAAUUGUCAGAUCACUGGGUUGCUUCCCAACUGAGGCAGAGCUACAUGAACUCCUUGCAAAGGUAGAAGAAGAAGAACCAACUGGAUACGUUCAUCUAGAAAAGUUUCGUCCAGUGAUGACAAAAGUACUACUCGCCAGAAGCUACAGGCCUAUUCCAGAAGAUGUCCUUCUACAUGCAUUUGAGGCUUUAGAUGAGAAUAAAAGUGGAUACAUUACUAAAGAGGAGCUGGUAAAAUAUAUGACUGAAGAAGGUGAACCAUUUACUGAGGAAGAAAUGGAGGAGAUGCUCUCUAGUGCUCUAGAUCCAGAAACAAAUGCUGUUCGAUACAGAGACUACAUUUCAAUGAUGAUAGUAGAUGAACCUGAAGAUCUUCCACAGUAGAGUCUGAGGUGCCUUUUGGUAACAGCAGUGUAGCUUACCAGUUGGUAGAAAUUUCAAGUAUAACAAAACACAGUGAGUGACUUUGUGCUUAUAAUUAAAAUAAAAUUUGAGUAGUUGUA
Numida meleagris (helmeted guineafowl) is the source of this 815-nucleotide messenger RNA. RefSeq names its product EF-hand calcium binding domain 2 (gene EFCAB2). Bases 16 to 696 code for a protein of 226 amino acids. Gene Ontology annotation, molecular function: calcium ion binding. The transcript has 8 exons. The record is from RefSeq and is a predicted model, not a curated record. Lineage: Eukaryota; Metazoa; Chordata; Aves; Galliformes; Numididae.